AUGGCAGCCCUACCACAAUACGACUACAUCCUCGCCUUUGGCGUCCUCUUCGCUUUCCUCGACGCUUGGAACAUCGGCGCAAAUGAUGUCGCCAACUCGUUUGCGACUUCGGUGUCCUCCAGAUCGUUGACCAUGUUGCAAGCCAUGUGCAUUGCUACAGUUUGCGAAUUUGGAGGUGCCGUACUAGCUGGAUCUCGAGUUUCUGGAACCAUUAAGAACGAUGUCAUCCCUGCUGAAGCAUUCACGGAUCAGCCCUCCAUGUUGAUGUUAGCCAUGUGCUGUGCCCUUGUCGGAAGUUCUCUUUGGCUUACCCUUGCUACUAAAAUUGGUCUCCCUGUGUCGACAACUCACUCUAUCGUGGGAGGAAUUAUCGGCGUCGGCUUUGCGUCUCUUUCACCAGGUCAGGUUGACUGGUCGUGGGGUGGCGUUUCCCAAGUCUUUGCAGCCUGGGUCAUUGCACCCGGCAUAGCUGGCAUCUUCGGCGCGAUUGUAUUCUUAAUCACGAAGUAUGGUGUCCUGGAACGCAAGCGACCACUACACAAUGGUCUCAUGAUGAUUCCACUAUAUUUUGGAGUGACUGCUGGUGUCUUGACCAUGUCGAUCGUGUGGAAAGGAGCUGCAUCCCUCGAUCUUGACGAUUGGGGCGUUGCACCUACUGUUGGCACAAUUUUCGGUGUUGUUGGUGGUGUCAUUCUCCUGUAUGCGGUAUUCCUUCUUCCCUAUCUAUACCGACGUCUGGUCCUCGAGGAUUGGACUCUGAAAUCUUGGGAAGUUAUCAAGGGACCACUGCUUUGGAGGAGAGGUGCAGUGCCCCCUAUGCCUGAAGGACAACAGAAACAAAUCAUUCAGGACUAUUAUCGUGGCCAUGUUACCUCCAACACAAACCCUGUCGUCGCGAAUCAAAUUGCAGUUCAGCCUGGUGAGAGACGAUCCAGUGCAAAGAUAGACGUCCCUGGGUCAGAGAAAUUAAGAUCAGCAGACAGCUCCGAUAACAGCGACAUUGAAGCUUCCGAGCAGAGUCUGCCAGCGCUCACCAUAGAAGAGCAAGCCAAGCUUGUUGCCCGAGAGAACCCAUGGACAACACCAGCAGGCUUCUUCGCACGAGCCAAGUAUUACUUCUUCCGAGGUGUGAACCGGGACGUUGUCGCGGAACAAGGCGGCGCUGGCAUCAAACCUAAAGGAUUCGCUGCUUCCUUCCUGGCCAAGGACCUCACCAAGUAUCACCAGCAUGUCCCUGCGUAUGACAACAAGACCGAGCACUUGUACUCCUUCCUCCAAGUCAUGACAGCUGCAGUGGCCUCUUUCGGUCACGGAGCUAACGACGUCUCAAAUGCCAUGGGUCCUUUCGCCGCAAUCUACCAGAUUUGGCGGACCAACGAGACAUUGGACGACAGUGAGGUUCCCAUCUGGAUCCUUGCCUUUGGUGGUGCAGCUAUUUCGAUCGGUCUCUGGACAUAUGGUUACAACAUGAUGCGAAAUCUGGGCAACCGUUUGACCCUACACUCGCCAUCGCGAGGAUUUUCCAUGGAACUCGGUGCAGCCCUGACCGUGGUGAUUGCCACAAGGCUCGCUCUGCCAAUCUCCACGACUCAAUGCAUCACAGGAGCUACAGUCGGUGUGGCACUGUGCAGUGGCACAUGGAGAGCUGUGAACUGGAGGAUGAUUGCAUGGAUCUAUAUGGGCUGGAUCAUCACUCUUCCAGUCGCAGGAACCAUUUCAGGAUGUUUGUUGGGCAUCAUCAUUAAUGCACCAAGAUGGGGAGUUGUGGAUUAG
This is a messenger RNA of Lithohypha guttulata, 1773 nucleotides long. It is a transcript of the gene PHO89, whose product is annotated as Na+/Pi symporter. The record is from RefSeq and is a predicted model, not a curated record. The transcript has 4 exons. Lineage: Eukaryota; Fungi; Ascomycota; Eurotiomycetes; Chaetothyriales; Trichomeriaceae. Gene Ontology annotation, cellular component: membrane. Gene Ontology annotation, biological process: phosphate ion transmembrane transport. Bases 1 to 1773 code for a protein of 590 amino acids.